AAAUAUUUCCUUGUAUAAUAGCAAUGGCUGUUUUCAAAGCAUGAGAUUUUUCAUUUUAUUUUGGUGGAUGUGUUUACAUGUGAACGGUGACCAAUGUCACAGGACAAGAAAUGGCAAAAUGGAAUGGUUUUGUUGUAACAAUCACGAAGAAAAGAAUGGCAUCUGCACAGAAUGUGAUGUUGGAUACAAGGCUGUAGACGAUUUACCUUGCAAACCUUGCUCACCUGGAACAUGGGGGAGAAAAUGCAGAGGAAUCUGUUUAAUUGACUGUACCUCUAUUCAAAGAUGUGAUCGUGUGGUGGGAUGUGUAAACAGUACUGCGACAACAACGCAAGCGGAAGGAGUCACUGUUGACAGUUAUAGUACAAAAGUUUAUUUGUCUAUCCAGAAUAACACAUCACAAGUGGGGAGCAAAGGCAGUUUUAAUGGAGGUAUACUACCGCGAGAAAUGAUCAUAUAUACUGUUGGUGGUGGAUCGUUUGUCAUUGUGGUUACCAUUUGUACAAUGUGCCUGUGUUAUAAAGAGAGCAUUAAAGAUCGUUGUAUGAUGUAUAAUGUUGGUAACCAUAGUGACAAUCGAAACCAACAAGAUGAACAUUACUAUGACAGAGUUGACGAGGAUAACAUGCGUAAUACUCCCAUGGUAUUGAGAAAUGUCAACAGAAUUUCAAAGUCCUCUUCAGAAUCUGACAAUAUAGUUGACCUGGAAGAUGGUUAUCUUGAACCACACCAGCCGGUAGUCCGUGAUGACGGUUACAUUGAACCGAAUCAACCAGUUGUCCGUGAAUAUAAUGACACAAAUGUUAUUAAUGUGAUGUAUGAACAAAGAGAAAGAUUUUCCGAAAGUGGCAGUAAUACUUCACACAAAAGUGAGGAAUAUUUGAAUCCUUAUCAACCAGUAAUCGAAAAUUUAAAUACUCAUGAAUAUGAAACAAGACAUCAUCAUAGAAAUUCCUUUGAUUCUUUGGCAGAAAAUGAUAUUGGCUAUGAAACAUGAAAUAAAUCUGUAAAUCAUA
Messenger RNA from Mytilus californianus (California mussel), 1016 nucleotides. RefSeq lists its product as uncharacterized. Bases 41 to 997 code for a protein of 318 amino acids. The record is from RefSeq and is a predicted model, not a curated record. The transcript has 6 exons. NCBI's taxonomy places the organism in Eukaryota, Metazoa, Mollusca, Bivalvia, Mytilida, Mytilidae.